AAGUUUCAGGGUAGUUACAGCUAAAAGAGACCGCAGCAAGGGAUCCUGUCACUGAGAAUGUUCAUCUUUGCCGCAGCUUUCCAACAGAACACAAUAAUAAUGAGUACUACUUCCAAUGAAGCAUCUGUGAUUGAGGUCGUUCCUCCAAAUGCAAACUGUGACAAGCCGAAGAAGAAAUUCCAAGUUGUUCCGGUUCCAGGAGAGUUUACACGUGGCAGAUGGAAAGUGAUUGAUACCAGAUUUGGGUCGGCAAUGGGAGAAUUUGGAAAUUAUCCUCCAGAAGACGAGUACAAGAUGAUCGUAACAAGCAAAAACAAUGUGAUCACCGUCCGAAAGAAAUUCCCUCGGCCGACAACAGUCACCUCUGCUCCAAUUCUCGGAGCAGAAGAGGCGGACAGCAUUCGUGUGCUACAAAAAAGUCAGCCGCGCUUCGAGCAAGUCCCAGUCACCAAUCAAAUCAAAAUACUUAUUAUGGACCCAGAAACAGCAGUGGUAACUGCUGGAAAUACUGGUAGUACUGCAUCCGAGGUGGGAACAGAUUUUGCAUUGACGAACGACAUGACAUCCUCUCCAUCAUCAGUUGCUUUGUUGAGUGGAGACCCAACAAAAAUGGAAGAUUCUGCAAAAUUGGCGACCGCCACCAGUAACACAGUUGUUGCAAUCGAUAAUAAAAUUGUACAGGCUAUGGAUUUGGUAAAAACACAUCUCACGUUUGCGGUACGGGAGGAGGUCGAGACUUUGCGGACGACAAUAACCGAUUUGGAAGCUAGGCUCAAUGCACUGCGAGAGGAAAACCGUUUACUUCGUGAAAACGUGUCUCCAGAAGUGUUGGCUUUCAUCACUGCAAACAAGCAACUUUGCGAAUAAAGGUCUCAAAAUUCUCUUCAAACAUUCCAUGUGAUUUUAUAAUCUGUCAAAUCCAAAAGAUCCCCUUCUCUGCAAUUCAAGAUACAGCAUCAAACUUCAAUAUUCAACACAACUGAAAAAAGUUCAUUUUUCAAAACAUACAUACUCUCUUGUAAAUAUGGUUUUAAAAAAGGAUUCCGUGUUGUGCUCCCCUUCAUUAAUAUUAUUGUUAUGUAUACAGAAUAAUUUCAUUCAUUUUUUCUUACUUUUUAAAUGAAUCAUAAGCGAGCUUAAAAAAGGUCAAAAUGAACUUUAUAAUCUAUU
Caenorhabditis elegans is the source of this 1170-nucleotide messenger RNA. RefSeq names its product Protein tsct-1 (gene tsct-1). The coding region runs from base 58 to 867 and encodes 269 amino acids. Gene Ontology annotation, biological process: regulation of transcription by RNA polymerase II. The record is from RefSeq and is marked reviewed. NCBI's taxonomy places the organism in Eukaryota, Metazoa, Nematoda, Chromadorea, Rhabditida, Rhabditidae. The transcript has 7 exons.